AAAUGGUCGGUCGACACAACAAGUGUAUUAAGGUAAAACCAACAAGGUCUAGCUAUAAAAAUGUUUGUGGAUGUUAACGUUAUAGGUCGCAUCUGUGCUAAAAUACUACUUCUGCUGCUGAAUGCGUGUUGCAUUCUCGUAGCGUUAUGCACGUUCAUCUUCGCUGUGGUGGACACCAAGAUACUUAAGCAAUAUGGAGAGGACCGAGCGAGUGGUACAUUCACCGGUGACAUCAUCAUCAUCGUCGCCUGCAUGCUACUUAUAUCUUUGGCUUCAUUUGGAUCUGUAGGGGCUGUGAAAGGAGAUGUGAAGAUACUAUACAUCUACAUCGGAUUUCUCAUGAUCAUGGUGAUAUUGGAAAUGCUGAUCGCUAUAUACGUGUCACUGCAACGCUACGGCCUGGAGUUCAAAGUGUCCGAGUGGUUGAGGGAGGACUUCUUCAGGAACGGCACUGAUGAUAUCGUCCAUAACGAUCUUUGGGACAAUUUGCAAAUCACUUAUGAAUGCUGUGGACUCAAUGGGCCAGAAGAUUACAAAGCUGUUCGUAAGGAGAUCAGCUUAUCAUGCUGUCCACGUGCCUUCCGCGCCAGGACGACAUACGCACGCCAACAGCUUUACCGCACUUGUGUUGAGUCCUCUACUUUCUACAACGACGGGUGCGAAGACGAAAUCUUGUAUGCAUUAAGAUCAGAUGCUAAUUGGCUGGUCGGAGUUGCUAUUACGAGUUUUUGGUUUGAGGCCGCAUGCAUGAUACUCGCAAUGUGGGUAGCCAACAACUCCAGAAAAGAAGUAUCAGCUUACAUACAGAGUAUUAGAUACUAGACAUGUUGUAAUAAUAAAAAAAGUAUGAG
Molecule: messenger RNA, 851 nt
Organism: Nymphalis io (European peacock)
Lineage: Eukaryota; Metazoa; Arthropoda; Insecta; Lepidoptera; Nymphalidae
Product: 23 kDa integral membrane protein-like
Exons: 6
Coding region: 61-822 (253 amino acids)
Cellular component (GO): membrane
Source: RefSeq, a predicted model, not a curated record